This is a messenger RNA of Megalopta genalis, 965 nucleotides long. RefSeq lists its product as uncharacterized. Gene Ontology annotation, molecular function: glutathione transferase activity. Gene Ontology annotation, biological process: glutathione metabolic process. NCBI's taxonomy places the organism in Eukaryota, Metazoa, Arthropoda, Insecta, Hymenoptera, Halictidae. The record is from RefSeq and is a predicted model, not a curated record.
UCCAGGGAAAUAGCCUCGAGCAGAAUUCAGCCGUACCUAAAAGGUUAAAGAAAGAUUUAAAAAAUUAUUCGAGUCGGACAGAUCAGUUUCGAAGAAGUUACCGCGCCGUUGAAAGGUAUUCGAACGCUGUUCGCCAGGUGUAUUGUUGAUGUUCGGAUUCCCGUUCCGGAUCACAGGGCAUCCGGCGACUGUUUCACGAAACCGUACCACGGGUCUCUCGUCCUAAUAAUGGCGGUGGAUUUAUAUUACACACCAAUGAGUUCGCCUUGCAGAGCGGUCCUUCUAACCGCGGAAGCGAUUGGUUUCCCUUUAAACCUGAAGGAAAUCGAUUUGACGGCCGGCGACCAUUUGAAGCCGGAAUAUGAACAGAUGAAUCCACAGAAAACGGUUCCUUUCCUUGUGGACGGCGACUUUAAGCUCACCGAGAGCCGGGCGAUCAUGUCAUACUUGGUGGACGAGUACGGGAAAAACCCUAGAUUGAACCCGCAAACGCCGAACGGCCGGGCUUUGGUCAAUCACCGAUUGCAUUUCGAUCUCGGCACUCUCUACCAGAGCAUAGUUGACUACUACUUCCCUGUUGCAUUCGGCAAAGCAGGCGAUUACGAUCCAGAAUUGCACGCGAAAGUACAAGCAGCGUUCGAAAUUUUGAAUAUAUUCCUCGAAGGGCAGGAUUUCACCGCAGGCCGGUAUUUUACUAUCGCCGAUCUAGCAUUGGUUGCGUCGGUGUCCACGGCAGAGGCUUUCGGCUUUGACACGGUGGAUUACCCAAAUGUAACUAGAUGGAUGGAGAAAAUGAAGAUGUCCGCGCCGGGAUAUCGCAAAGCUAAUGGCGAAGGGUUGAUGCUGUUGAAGAAAUUCAUCGAGGACUCGAAGAACGCGGAAUCGAGCGAAUAAUUUUCAUUGUAUUCACUCGAGAAAUUCCGGAAAUCGUUGGCAAUAAAUUUGAAAUGAAAAUAUUGAGUAAA